AUGGAGGUGUUUGGGGAUGAUGGAGAGGAAUUGGAGCAACUUUGCAGUAGGAUUUCCCUGACGGAAAGGGAAAAGGUUGGGAUCUCGAUAGAUGAUAGUGAAGUAGCAGAGGCCAAGUUGCAAGGGAACCGAUGCCUGGUAGGGAGGCUCUGGACGGAGAAGGGGAUAAACAAGGAAGCAUUCAAGUCAGUGCUAUCUAGACUUUGGCGAAUCUCAAGUCGGGUGAGUUUUAAAGAAGUCCUGGACAAACUAUGGCUUUUUGAGUUUGCGGACAAGACUGAUAAGAGGCGAGUGCUGGUAGGAAGACCGUGGUCGUUUGAUAGGCAGAUUCUGGUGCUUAAGGAGUUUGAGGGGCGUGUCCCUCCUUCGAAAAUGGAUUUGCGGUCGUCUCCAUUCUGGAUUCAGGUGCAUGACAUGCCGCUCCUUUGCAUGACAAAAGGGGUGGGGAGCAAGAUUGGACAGUCCUUGGGAGAGCUUGAAGAUGUGGAUGUUGCAGGGGAUUAUGUAGGAUGA
Molecule: messenger RNA, 513 nt
Organism: Corylus avellana
Lineage: Eukaryota; Viridiplantae; Streptophyta; Magnoliopsida; Fagales; Betulaceae
Source: RefSeq, a predicted model, not a curated record